Molecule: messenger RNA, 1010 nt
Organism: Hypomesus transpacificus
Lineage: Eukaryota; Metazoa; Chordata; Actinopteri; Osmeriformes; Osmeridae
Product: G2/M phase-specific E3 ubiquitin-protein ligase
Exons: 4
Coding region: 170-838 (222 amino acids)
Cellular component (GO): nucleus
Molecular function (GO): ubiquitin-protein transferase activity
Source: RefSeq, a predicted model, not a curated record
UAUUCAGAUCGACACAGUGCCACUCGAAUUCUUCCUUAACAGGGACCUUCUCUGAAAAUCAAGACAUGCUUGUAAAGUUCACAGAUGAUGCUGGCACAUUUGAAGAGGGCAUAGAUUUAGGUGGUCCAAGAAGGGAAUUUCUUACCCUCCUGAAAUCGUUCGAUUUUUGAUGGGCCUCCAGAAAGCCGUUACCUUGUUCACAGUUCUACAGAUACAAAAUGCAGAUUCUUUGGAAUCUUUGAGAGAUCUCCUUCUGAAGAACAGCACACUUCUUCAAACCGCCGGGUGUUUCCGGCAUGUGAGCACUGUCGAAGAGAAGGACGCAAUUGUGGAGGAGUACCUGAUGUGGUACAUUAUCCACAGAAACCAUGGUGUAAUUGAGAGAUUCAAAGAUGGACUUGGAAGCCUGCAGUUUCUGACAGCACUUCAGCAGCACUCCAGUGUGCUGGCUCCUAUCCUGUGCCACUCAGACAAGAAGCUGACUGCUCAAGACAUCGAAAACUUGUUCAGAGCAGACCUCAGUCCAGUAGGAAGCAACAGGAGGCAGGAGGAAGCCAAAGCACUAAGCUUCUGGGCAGACUAUCUGCUUGAUUGCGAAGAACAACAACCAACUACCGUGUCCCUUGAGGAUUUGUUGAUGUUUUCGACAGGGCUGUCAUCACUUCCACCUGCUGGAAUUGUACCACAGCCCCGCAUAGAGUUUUUAACCAACUCACCAUUCCCAAUGGCAAACACUUGUGCGAACACUAUCAAGCUACCUCUGUUGCAAUCAUAUGCCAUGUUUAGGACAAACAUGGACUUUGGCAUACAAAAUUCUCCAGGAUUUGGAUGCAUUUAAGCAGUACCUGGUUAACAUUUUAUUUUUUUCAAUUAGAGCAAUAUCUUCUUUGUAAAGUCAUAUCUGUAAGACCCUCUGGCAUGUAAGGCCUUUGGCAGCCUCUGGCAGGCUUUUGCAUUAUUGAAAAUGCUUAGGUGUUGCAGCAAUAAAAUACAUUUAAUGGAAGGAUUGA